Didymodactylos carnosus is the source of this 634-nucleotide messenger RNA. Lineage: Eukaryota; Metazoa; Rotifera; Eurotatoria; Philodinida; Philodinidae. The record is from the annotation of a GenBank genome assembly.
AUGAUGGAAUUGUCAACUGACGUUGUGCGCGCUAAAGCUCUCUUAGGUUCGGUUGAAAACAAAGAAAAUAAAAAUGGAGUGAAAAAACAAAAAGGCGUUUUUAACAAAGAUUGGUUGAGAGAUCCAAAAUAUUCAGAAUUUUUACUGGCAGUUAAUCAUGAUGAAAGUAAAGCUAGAUGUUCAGCUUGUAACAAGGACAUUUCCGUUCAUGCUGGAGGAAAAAGUGAUUUAGAUAAACAUGUUUAUACUGUGAAACAUCAAGAUUUGAUUAAAAAAAAGCAGAAAAGUAAGUGGACUUCAUUUUCAUUUACUUUUCUUGCUUUUCUUCUUUUGUCGGUUUACCGCAGGUUUACUCGACACCUUUUUUACGCCCGUCACUGAAUUAGAUAAAUUAUCAGCAACCGAAGCAACAUUUGUAUUUCAUGAUGUAAAGCACGGACAUUCAUAUUUAUCACAAGAUUGCACUGUUUCCGUCGUUAAAACUGUUUUUCCCACAUGCACCGUAGUAAAAAACAUGACCUGUGGUCGAACCAAAGCACGUAAUAAUUUGUUGACUUCGAGUGCCUUUUUAACGUCGGUUUUAAUUUCAUUCUUUAAUCUUAAAGGUUCUAUCGCUUGCGAUGUUUUAUCUCCA